Molecule: messenger RNA, 1953 nt
Organism: Astrephomene gubernaculifera
Lineage: Eukaryota; Viridiplantae; Chlorophyta; Chlorophyceae; Chlamydomonadales; Astrephomenaceae
Source: the annotation of a GenBank genome assembly
CACCCUUUGCAUUACACCUCACCUUACAGCAGAAAUGAGCAGCGCAACAGCCCUCUUCGAGCCCCUGCGCUCGUGGCUCUCGUCCGAGAGCCUGCAGUCGUUCGUCAGCGCCCACCACCACGAGAUUAUUGCUCUGCAGAAGGAUGCUCCCGUGGGCUCUGCUCUGCAGGUUCUGGGCGAGAAGCGCGUGCUGAGCGUGCCCGUGCUGGAUGAGGAGGGCGAGUACCUGGGCGCCUUCAGCGUCGGCGAUGGCAUGCGUGUGCUCAUGCAGGAGCUGGAUGCCCAGCUGGGCAAGUCCUGGUUCGACCGCCUGGGCCAGCUGACCGCCGCCGAGCUGCAGGCGGUGGGCGCCUCCAUGUGCGCCAAGAAGGUCUCCAACGUCACCCACCCCGGUGACCUGUGGCUGAAGGGCGACUCCAAGACCACUGUGCUGACCGUCAUCAAGGAGGGCUUCCAGGUGCUGGAGAGCAAGGGCCACCACCGGAUUUAUGUGGUCGACCCCGCCAAGGCGCACUCCAUCACCGUGUCCGGCUCCACCGUCGUCAUCAACAUCAAGCCCGGCAGCGCCAAGCCCGAGGCCAGCGGCCUGCGCCCCACCGACAUCGUGUCCCAGCUGGACGUCGUGAAGCUGCUGAGCGAGCACAAGGACAAGCUGGAGCUGGUGCAGGACAAGACGCUGGAGGAGCUGGAGAUCUUCACGGGCUCCGUGUUCACCAUCCACGCCUCCGCCCCCGCCCUGGAGGCCUUCCGCUACAUGGCUGUGGACCACAAGUCCUGCCUGGGCAUCGUGGACAACACCGGCAAGCUGAUCGGCAACGUGUCGGUGGGCGACCUGCGCUUCCUGCGCGCGCAGAACUACGGGCUGCUGCUGUCGCCCGUGGCGGAGUUUGUGGCCACCGUGUGGGGCAAGGGCCCCUCGCAGGAGGAGGUGCUGGCGGGCACCCGCGUGCCGGGCGCCGCCGAGGGCCGCUGGGCUGACGUGCUCAAGGAGACCGCCCUCACCACCCUCAAGCCCAGCAGCACCUUCGGCGCGCUGCUUGAGCUGAUGGCCUCGCAGAACCUGCACCGCAUCUACAUCGUGGACGAGGACGGCAAGCCCGUCUCCAUCGUCACCCUCACCGACGUGCUGCGCGAGGUGAUCAAGCCCGAGCCGCCCGUGCACCGCUUCCAGCGCAUGGGCACCAACGACCUGCCGGAGGAGGACGAGGAUGAGGAGGACGACGAUGAUGAGGAUGAUGAGGAGGACGAGGAGGAGGAGAAGGCCGAGGAGGCCAAGUAAGCGGGUGCGGAGGCAGGUUGCUUGACGUGCGUGCUCUGGCGGCAGCGCCGAGGUGGUUGGAGGCCGCUGUGGGGGCUAUGUUUAGCUGCGUGUGUGACAUGCGGUGGUGGGUGGCCGCGGCGUGCUGUGGUUGGGCGUUUGGUGGGUACUGUUGAGGGAAGAGUUGCUCUCCCCCCGUGCGUAUUGAUGUAUGGUGUGGCAUCGAGCGCGUGAGGGGAGCGAGGCGGAUGUAAUCUGAAGUGUGACGGGCGCAGGUGGAUUAAGAACCAAAAAAAUGUUCGCAAUUUGUUUUUGGUGCGUGGCUAAGGUAUUUUUUGCGGGAGGCUGCGAAAGCAUUGGACACUUUGCGGGCGAUUUUCGAGGUGGUUAAUGGGUAAAAGCUUAUUUGCCUUUCCCGAAGGCCGGAAAGGCCAUGUCGACCCAACUGCUGCGGUGCUGCCGUUCAACGUCGGCGCACAGCCGCAGAGAGCAGGUGUUUCUUGCGCGCUCGUAUCCCGAGUAGGCCAUCUAUUCUUUUCAUGGCAGUUGAUGGUGCAUGUGGCAUCGUUGGCAGCUUCGGUUCCGUCGCCACAUGGGCGUCGGAAAGAGGCAAGCAGCUAAGCACACGAAAGAAUAACCAAUAAAGAGCACGAUCAUCAUGUCUGCAACAUGUAAGAAGGCACCAAUGUCGCUGA